GAUUUGCUCGACGCAGCUCGGAGGUGCGCACCGAGCCAGCGCACUUAGUGCAGUUUUAUUUUUACGUCGCACUGACGUGUGGGUGUCCACAACAAGAGCGGGGGUAUAACAACCCGCCAGACACAACGUGAAGUGCAGGGGUCGUCGGUGCUCAGGUAUCUCUCGCUCUCUCUUUAUUUUUUUCCUUUGCACGUUGUCCUGCUGCAAAAUCUGCCCUCGACUGUGAAACAUGGCAACUGACUGCGAGGCCUGGCUGAACGCGAACCCCGUUGAGGCCGAGGACCUGAGGGACUCUUUCUUAUCUGGUGAUGAAGACAACGGCAAGUCGGUCGUCUCCAACAAAAACAUCGAUAAUGAGAUCAAUGGCAACUGGGUGUCCUCGUCAAGCAACAGCAUCCACGAGGCGCGUCUCAAGGCGAAGGCCAAGCGGAGGCUGAGGAAGAACUCGUCCAGGGACUCUGGCCGGGGCGACUCUCUCAGCGAUAACGGGGACGUGGUCAGGGGAACCUCUGCGCCGCCCUCCAGCCCCAAGAGCAAGCUGCUGGACAGAAAGUCCAGACUGGGAAAGGGCAGGGGCCUGCCAAAGAAAGGUGGAGCUGGAGGCAAAGGUGUCUGGGGCAGAUCCGGUGAAGUAUAUGGGCCGGAGGAUGUGGAUCAGAAAGACCCCAACUAUGAUGAGGCUCAGGAAAACUGUGUGUAUGAGACAGUGGUCCCCCCGCUGGAAGAGAGGGACUUUGAAAAGACCGUCACCCCCAUAGUGCAAGAGUACUUUGAACACGGCGACACAAAUGAAGUAGCCGAGCUACUUGCCGGACUGAACCUGGGGCCCAUGCGCAGUGGGGUUCCCUCACUGGCUGUGUCACUGGCCCUGGAGGCCAAAACCAGCCACCGCGAGCUCACCUCCAGGCUGCUGGCUGACUUGUGUGGACCUGUUCUGUCACACAGCGAAAUGGAAAACUCCUUCGACAAACUUCUCAGAGAGCUGCCCGACUUGGUCCUCGACACACCCGGAGCCCCGCAGUUGGUGGGCCAAUUUAUUGCACGCGCUGUUAGCGACCAAAUAUUGUCCAAGGGCUACAUCGAAGGUUACAAGGGCAGAGUUGACAGUGAAUACACAAGGGCAGCACUGGAUCGGGCUGCAGUGCUGCUGAAGAUGACUAUGGGUGGGCUUCGAAUAGACAACCAGUGGGGGGCAGGCGGGGGCCAGACACCUGUCACACAGCUCAUCAAAGAGAUGAACCUGCUGCUGAAGGAGUACAUCCUGUCUGGAGACAGUAUGGAGGCUGAAAGAUGCCUGAGAGAUCUGGAGGUUCCCCACUUCCACCAUGAGUUUGUUUAUGAGGCGAUAGUGAUGGCUUUGGAGUCCAAAGGGGAGAAAACAUUCAAAAUGGUUCUGAAGCUGCUCAAGUCACUCUCUGUGUCCUCCGUCAUCACUUUGGACCAAAUGAGAAGGGGCUAUGGAAGAGUUUAUAUGGAGAUUGCUGAAAUCAACAUUGACGUCCCCCGUGCAUACUUCAUACUGGAGCAAUUUGUUGAUAAGAGCCUCAGUAUGGAAAUCAUUGAUGUAAAGUUAAGAGAUCUUUGCCCCUGUCGGGGACGGAAGAGAUUUGUCAGCGAGGGAGACGGUGGUGUUGUCAAACUUGAAAGCUACUGAGCAGCCCUUUUUAUGUGCCACAAGAUGGAGACAAUAAAGCUACUUUUUUACUUGCAUAUUUUUCAAGAUAGUUGGGUUCAACUUGUUUUCAUUCUAACAGUCAAAAGAAUGUACAUUUCUGAAAUUGAAGUAGGCAAAAAAACACAAAAAACUGCACUUUCAAUUGAGACUGAAGAUCACCUUCUCAAAGGUGUUUCAAUAUAAACAUUUACAUAAGCUAACCCUUAAAGUGCCACACAUCUGUGUCAGUCAUUCCAUGUUGUUUUGUACAGUAUUUUCUUGAUUUCACUGCCACUUGUGUUUUCUAGAAGAGCAUUGUUUGUACAGAGAUGACUGGUUUGUGUCAAGAGCUUUAUAAGGGGGUAUUAAAAAUAAUUUAAGGGGAGCGCAUCAGUUCAGUAAAAUACUGACUCCCUAACUAGCUGCUCUUUCUAUGAUGUGCUCGUCUUUUCUUUUUUCCCCUUUAAAUAACACAAAGAUGUCAUUACUGAAGGUAUGAAGACAUGAGUACAGUGCAAAAACAAAUAUCAGUUGGGUAACUUCACAAAAUGGUUCUUAAGAGUGUUUAUUUUUAUAUCUCGGCAAUACUGGUUUGUGAAAUGUACCCCAUAUUGCUUCUUGUUUGUUCAUUAAACCACUGUUAAACAA
Scophthalmus maximus (turbot) is the source of this 2302-nucleotide messenger RNA. RefSeq names its product programmed cell death 4b (gene pdcd4b). Gene Ontology annotation, biological process: negative regulation of DNA-templated transcription. Lineage: Eukaryota; Metazoa; Chordata; Actinopteri; Pleuronectiformes; Scophthalmidae. The coding region runs from base 230 to 1654 and encodes 474 amino acids. The transcript is spliced from 12 exons. Gene Ontology annotation, cellular component: nucleus; cytosol. The record is from RefSeq and is a predicted model, not a curated record.